Messenger RNA from Adineta ricciae, 1335 nucleotides. Lineage: Eukaryota; Metazoa; Rotifera; Eurotatoria; Adinetida; Adinetidae. The record is from the annotation of a GenBank genome assembly.
AUGGCACGAUCAUCGACUGAUGAACUUAUUGAUGGCAUUAAUUCGAAAGCAAAUUAUAUCAAAACAUUACCACGAACCAUGGAUUCAUGUAUGCGAGAAGCGAUAAUGAAUUGGAAAUUAUUAGUUACUGAGGCUUCCUUACCACUAGUUUUGAAUUCAGCACCGAAUUCAAGAGAUAGCGUGACUGAGCUGCCAAGUAGCGACUACAUGAUUGAUCUACGAGCUGGUAUUAAAAUUUUGCCUCGCCGAUUUGAAUCACAACAAAAAUCAAUUGACGUCGAAACCAGACAUUUUCGGACCAAACAUGAGAAAGAAAUAAUGCAGGGUCAAGUGAAAUGCGUCAAAAUCAAUGAGGAAGGAAAACAGUUUAAAUACGAACCUUCACGUUCAGAAAUGCCACACGACUCUACUAUAUUUAUUGGAGAAUUACACAAGUUUAGUUUUCCCGACAAAGUUCCGCCUGAGAAAUCAGCUGAAGAUCCGUUGACCUAUCCAACUAACGCCUGUGCAUAUCCUAAUUGUGGUAACACAGAAGGGAUCGAGAAUUGUAUUACCCAUCUUCAGCUGUGUGAGCGUCAUGAAAAAGAAUUAGAACAUAAUAUUCAAUACAAAUGGAUGCCGCCUAAGGCUUUGAAAAAUUACAAAAAAAUUGAAACUCAACGAGUAGAGAAUUGUGAAGAGUAUCAUUACCGAAUUUAUUAUCAGUUAUUACCACAAUUAAACAAAUGGAUAGAACAAAUUGAUAGUAUCAUACUAACUGACUGUUCUGGUGUAGGUUCCGAAGUUUCUGCUAUUGAUGCAUGGCUAGUUCUUCAACUACGACCAAUGCGUCAACUUUUAAUGUUGAUGAAGUCGUUCAUUUUUAUUUAUCGUAUGUAUCUGAAUUCCGAUGCCAUUGUUAUUGAAGCUAUCACUGCUUUAUUCGUACAUGUAUUAGAAAGUGCCACAGUAAAAGAGGCUAUUGUGCAAGAAACUGUAAGAAUGAUUCGCCUAUUUUGUGGUAUCGUUAGUUGUAUAUUUAUCUAUUUUGGUAUUGGCAUUUUGUACACAUUGGAUAUAAUAAUUAGUGAUGAUGCAUAUCUAGCCACUAUUUUGGGUGGAUUUGGACUUACAUUAAUAGCUAUAGGUGUGUUCUUGCUUGCAGCAGCUGCUGGUCCCAGAAGUAUAGUUGGUGGAAUCGCUGUACUUGGUACUAGUUUUACUUCUACUCUUCUUAGUUUUCGAAUGGGAAGAGAACGUGAAAGACGCGACGCUGUCCAUCCACAUCUCAUUCAAAUUCAUUUGGAUCUGACACGUGCCCAAGAAAGAAUGUGGCAAUGGAUAAAUAACGCAUAA